AGGAACUGGAGACAAGAUGAUUUUCGGGAGAGGAACUCCGCUCAGAGUCGACUCCGAUGAGAAUCUCGAGCCGUCCGUCUUCAAACUGUCAGGGACAAAAACCACGGCAUGCCUGGCCACUGGGUUCAGCAGACACAACAAAACAACAACAGACCCUAAACAAACAUACUGGGGCAUUUUCAAUAAAACUGCACCGGCUGUCAGGAUAUCAGGCGACUCGCUGUACAACCAGGUGGCCAUUUUAUCUGGUGAAGCGGAUGAAGAACAAUGUGAGAAAAGUUCACCUGAGCCAUGUGACGACACUCUGAAACCAGAUCCGAAGGUGAACUUCGUGACUCUGAUCGUCCUUGGCCUCAGGCUGCUCUUCCUCAAGACCAUUGCCUUCAACGUGCUGUUGACUCUACGGCUGUGGAUCAGUCAGUAAACUCCGCAGACCUUCAGCAGAAAAAGAUGACGGAUUCACACAACGACUUCCUGAUCAAGUGAAUGAAACGUCGCUCGGCUUCAUUUCUGCUUUCAUCGCCGUCUCAUCCUCUCUUUCAUGUUUAAUAACUUGUGUAAAUCACAUCAGCUGUUGAUCUGUUUACGACAGCGUCCUGUAAAACAUGUCCUCUUCAUUCCUGUCUGUGAGUGAUGUUGCUUUAUAUCCUGCUGAUGUAAAUAUCACAUUUUCUUUUGAUUUAACAGACUGAUUGUUUUGCUUUUUUAUAAAACUGUUCGGUGUGAUAUUUCCUGUGUGAUGCUGUUAAAAUAAAGACAGUUAAGAAAACAACAGA
Messenger RNA from Perca fluviatilis (European perch), 776 nucleotides. RefSeq names its product M1-specific T cell receptor alpha chain. Lineage: Eukaryota; Metazoa; Chordata; Actinopteri; Perciformes; Percidae. The record is from RefSeq and is a predicted model, not a curated record. The coding region runs from base 17 to 424 and encodes 135 amino acids. The transcript has 5 exons.